Myripristis murdjan (pinecone soldierfish) is the source of this 1197-nucleotide messenger RNA. Its product is annotated as diencephalon/mesencephalon homeobox protein 1-A-like. The coding region runs from base 1 to 1197 and encodes 398 amino acids. Lineage: Eukaryota; Metazoa; Chordata; Actinopteri; Holocentriformes; Holocentridae. Gene Ontology annotation, molecular function: DNA-binding transcription factor activity, RNA polymerase II-specific; RNA polymerase II transcription regulatory region sequence-specific DNA binding. The record is from RefSeq and is a predicted model, not a curated record. The transcript has 4 exons. Gene Ontology annotation, biological process: regulation of transcription by RNA polymerase II.
AUGCAGCACUACGGGGUGAACGGCUACUCUCUCCACGCCAUGAACUCACUGAGCGCCAUGUACAACCUUCACCAGCAGGCGGCGCAACAAGCCCAGCACGCACCUGACUACAGGCCUUCAGUGCAUGCCCUCACACUUGCAGAGAGACUGGCUGACAUUAUCCUUGAGGCCCGAUAUGGCUCCCAGCACCGAAAGCAGCGGCGCAGUCGGACGGCCUUCACCGCCCAGCAGCUGGAGGCCCUGGAGAAAACCUUCCAGAAAACCCACUACCCUGAUGUGGUGAUGCGCGAACGCCUGGCCAUGUGCACAAACCUACCUGAGGCACGUGUACAGGUGUGGUUCAAGAACCGCCGGGCCAAGUUCCGUAAGAAGCAGCGCAGCCUGCAGAAGGAGCAGCUCCAGAAACAGAAAGAGGUGUCGGCAGCCACAGAGGGUUCUCCGGAGGACCCCAAGACCGAUCCCAGCACCACCACCCUGGUCCCUGAGGCCCGCACCCCUCCUCCACCCUCCUCCUCCUCCUCCUCUCACUCAGACACGGAGAGGCUGGCAGCAGCAGCAGCAGCAGCAACGCGGCCCCAGCCUGGCGAGAUGAGUGUGGAAGUCAACGUCACCUCCCCUGAGCCUUCGGACAGCGAGUCAGCAGGAGAAGAUAAUGCUGACAGGGAGGAGGAAGAGCUGAGGGGGGAGACGAGGGGGGAGAUGAGGGAGGAGACGCAGGGGGAGGUGGGGGCACAGCCAGGGAGCAGCUCCCCGUCCUGCAAACGCCUCAGCCCCACACCAGACUCUCCGCUCGGCUCCCCCAGCCUGCCUUCAUCCAGCAGCGUGACUGGUGGUCUGGUCCAGAGCAACUCCUACGCCUCAUCUCCCCUCAGCCUCUUCCGGCUGCAGGAGCAGUUCCGACAGCACAUGGCAGCCACCAACAACCUGGUACACUACCCGUCCUUUGACAUGAGCACCCCGUCCACGCUGCCCUACCUCGGUAUGAACGUCAACAUGCCACCCCCGCUGGGCUCACUGCCCUGCCAGUCCUACUACCAGUCCCUGUCCCAGGCCCAGCAGGUGUGGAACAGCCCACUGCUGCAGGCGCCAGGCAGCCUCCCAGGAAGCCUCAACAGCAAGACCACCAGCAUCGAGAACCUCCGUCUGCGGGCCAAGCAGCAUGCGGCCUCUCUGGGUUUGGACACACUUCCUAACUGA